Ooceraea biroi (clonal raider ant) is the source of this 3600-nucleotide messenger RNA. RefSeq lists its product as uncharacterized. The record is from RefSeq and is a predicted model, not a curated record. Lineage: Eukaryota; Metazoa; Arthropoda; Insecta; Hymenoptera; Formicidae.
CUUUAUGUAUAUUACGAUACCCCAGGCAGGAACACGAGCAGUUCACUGCUGGCUAACCGGUCGGAGAAGUCGGCGAAGUCUCGGAGUCGCGCGGCGACUCGGAGAAGAAACGCGAUAAACCGCGAUAAACAGGAGAACCGUUCGUUCAUUCGUUCGUUUUUGCCUUCUUUCCUUUCUCUCGGCUGAUUUGUCAUACGUGUGACAACGUCAAGUGCGAUUCUUACGUCGCCACGUGAAGACAGCAUCAGAAAUCUCCAUAGUGCGCGCGUGAGCGGCUGAGCUACUGAUCGAAGUUUCAGUAUUGCCGAGUGAUCGCUUCGAUCCAUGAUGAUCGCGCUCGCGUGGUACCUCUUCAUCAUUGCCUCGUUCCUCGUGGCGAGCAACCAGGCCUUUCUCAACGCACCUAUACCAGCUCACGCGGUGUCGAGUUACAGCAUGGGCGCUGACAGACGAAUAGAGAGCAAUAAAGCGAGUUACGGCGCGAACGACAAUCAUCACUCAGCCGUCUCGAAAACCAACGACAGCGACGACGAUGACGAUGAGGAGACGGUCUACGUGAUCGCAUUCAACGAGGGAAGUAACGACAACGUCGAGAAAGAGAGAGACAGGGAAGAGACGGAUAAGGAAUCGUACAAUUCAGUCAAUCUCGAUCUGCAGAACCCGCUGGAUCCAUGGUCCAUAGUCUGGUACAUCGGCUCGUUCGGCGGCCUGGUCGCGUUCUUCCUCGUCGUCAGCUGUUCCGAGUGGUGUUGUCGACGGGGCGGCCGACCCCUGGCGGUACCCUACGCGCAACGCGCCGAGACGAUAAAUAUGCCCGGGGUCACGGAAACCCCGCCACCCCCUUAUCACCUAUUUGCGCCGCCUUCCUACGAUUCCGUCAAUUACAACGAGAUCAUCGACAAGACGACCGGCGAGAAAUUGGACAUUUACGUGAUCUCAGUGCCGAUUCACAGACCAAUGGCGCAGGCGCCAGCAUAGAACACCCUAGGAAUUCUCGUCUGGACGAGGAUCACUGAACCCAACUCGACACUGAUGGUCGACCAAGAAGAAACGACCAAUCGUCACGUCUUCGGCAAAAUCGUUGCUAGGUCUACGCCGGGAAUGCUGCAGACUGCUCGAGAAAGAAAUGCAGCUGUUUACGGCGCCGUCGUAAUCGCAGAAGUACAGCGAGAGAGUGGCUAAUAACAAUAAGUGUCUUCCUUGUGACAUCACCAAGGAAUUACAUUCGCUCGAUGUCAUUGACAAAGAUGACGAACGUUCAUUGAAACAUUGAUAUCAUUCCGGAUUGUGUGAGUCGUUUUCCGUGUUUCCGUGAAAAGUGCGACGCGUGUCUUUCCUCAUACCUGUGCGAGGAAUCGUCAUCAUUCUACACGUUAAUUAUUUUGCGGAAAAGAUCGCGAUAGUAUCGCGAGAAGAUUACAUCGAGGAAAGGAAGCUUUGACUAAUAAAGUCCGCGUCAACGCUUGUGCAGAACAAUUUAUCGCAACGGUGAUAGUAGGUGAUGUAACGGUAACAGAAUUUAUGAGAGACAUGAUAUACGAUCGCAGUAAAGACUCAAAAAUGUUUUCUGAAGAAGAUAAGUUAUAAAAAAUUGGGAAAUAUAGGAGAAUAAAAUGGUUCUUAAAGGAAGGAACUUGAGUUCCUCAGACUAAUGGACAAUACAGACUCUAAACAAUUCUCGUUGCGUUAAUUGCAAUAAUUAAUUUAAUCAGUCUGCGGAAAAUGGCGAAUCGAAUUGCGCAACGACAAUUCAAUCCUCGCGUAGAAACAUUUUAUAUACGCGAAAAAAAUACCUCGAUAAAGAGAAUCGGUGGCAGAAUAUAUAAUAAAACAAAAGAAUAAAAAAUAAUUCAAUCACUGCCAUUCGGAAUAAAAUAUCAUCGAGUUUUAAAUAUUAAAUCCAGCUUUUAAUAUAUCGAGAUUGCUUUAAUUGUAUAAUAGAUGCAGAUUCAUUUCCGCGAAUAAAGUUAUCGCACAACGAUCCUUGAAAAAUUCCUCGCUUUAUUUUUCGCGACAAUCGACAAUGUUUGCCAUCGGUUCGAUUUACUAUCGUCGGUGAAUUGUGCGAAAUAUGAGUAUUAUAAGCGCGCGCACGCACUGUGAGAACUUGGACUUACACGUGAUAUUGUCGCAUGCGAUUGGCCCCAAUCGCCUACCGACUCCGUCAAUUAGGGAUGAUUAGUGUAGACUGUAGAUUAUAAAUCGACUGCCAUGAGAAGUGUCUCCCCGCGAACGAGGCCGCGAAAAUAAUUUAAGAUAAUAGCGCGAGUAUUAGCCCCGCGAGAUAGCUAGACGAGACUCACUCGCUCAUGAUGAGAACAGAGAGAAACAUAGGCGCCGCGAUUCUUACUCGCGACCAGAGUGAAUUGCGAGUCGUCAAUUACACGCUAAUUAACGUCGCGCUUGUGAGUAAUCACAAUGAAACAUCCGUGCGACUUCUUAAAUGUCGAAAAACGCUUCUGAUGCAAACGGAUUCCGAGAGCAUGUGAAACGUUGAUGAAUGCGUAAUAUCAGUGGGAUUUCAUUAUGAUAAAAUCUCGAAAUGGAACGGAAAGAAACGCGACUGAAUGUGCCAUGUGAUGAAAGAACUUGUAUUCCACUUAAGCGAUCGCGCUUGAUACAUAAUAAUGAAAUUUCCAUGCAACUCUGAUGUACGAAGUAAAUCGAGAUUUCAUUAGACAUAUAAUAAUAAUAAUAAUAAAGAAGAGAUCGAAGAAUCGAAGAAUCUCUCGAUAUCCAUGCAAAGUGUCUUAAAUUCGUAAAUUUGUAAUAAUGUGAAAAACGAGACGUUCGUGUCACAUGUUGCAUGUACGAAAACAUAAGGGCCUAAUUGUCAGAGAGCAAACGGUAAAUUCUAAAAAGCGCGACACUCACGCGCGCAGCAAUCUUCCAGUUUUAGUCUUUCAAUAGUAGAAUUACGAGCAAUUAGCAGCUAUACGCGUAUUUGUACGCGUGAAACAGGUAGGCGUGCGUUAGGUAGAAAGUGAAUUAAUGUAACUCUAAUGCGACGUCAAUUAUAAUUAGCGAUAUAAUUAAUGAUUGCGACGGUUACGACCGUAUAUUAGAAUUGACCCGACCACUUUGAAAAGAAUAUAUGCCAAGUAAUAUAUCUACAAGCCAGAUGAUAUUUUGCAAUAAAAUAUGUUGAAUUGCGAUAUCUACGUCUGAUUAUCGAAAUCCGAACAAGUCGUUCUCCCGCAGCUCCCGAUUUUAACGAGGUGUCGUGUAAAGUUGUAAAACAAGUUCGUGAUACAACUGUGAUUCGCGUAAUAGUUAGAUAGAGAAAAUCGAGUAAUAAUUAGAAGAGCAAUCUCGUUGUUAGCAAUGCGUUAUCUUUUCAAAGUGAACGAUUCGCCUAUUUUGCCCCUCCUACUGUUACGAUUAUUAUCAUUGUUACUGUAUCGUAAUUGUAUCGCAAUGCAUUUCUGGUUGCGUUCCCGAGAGUGCAUCGCGACCGACUCAUCGUUCACGAAACUCGCGAAGUAACACGUACACGGCGCUGUUGAUAUUUAUUUUUUAUACUUUUAUACACACACUGUUUAUAUACAUAUUUCGGAGAAACGUCCCUGCGUUACUAAUAAAAUUUCUUUUCUUACGUAA